This is a messenger RNA of Amphimedon queenslandica, 889 nucleotides long. Its product is annotated as copine-1-like. The transcript has 5 exons. NCBI's taxonomy places the organism in Eukaryota, Metazoa, Porifera, Demospongiae, Haplosclerida, Niphatidae. Bases 84 to 701 code for a protein of 205 amino acids. Gene Ontology annotation, biological process: cellular response to calcium ion. Gene Ontology annotation, molecular function: calcium-dependent phospholipid binding. Gene Ontology annotation, cellular component: plasma membrane. The record is from RefSeq and is a predicted model, not a curated record.
AAAGUCCUUGUACUAUGGUACAGGGUAUUUCAUGAUUUUCAUCAAAAGUAGAAGACAGUUCUCAAUUUUUAUUAAAUUUUCUGAUGCAUAUGCAAUUAAAGUUUGACUCAGAAAUUUUUACCCUUUCUUUCAGUGACAAGCUAUUCCCCUCAUUUGGAUUUGGUGGGCAGAUUGAAGGAAAGGUGUCUCAUCGGUUUCCACUCAAUUUUAAUCCCACUAAUCCUUACUGUGCUGGGGUAGAGGGUAUUGUUGCAGCAUAUCAUCAAGCACUAAGAGUUGUUGAUUUGUUAGGCCCAACUAACAUGGCCCCUAUCAUUAACCAUGUUGCUGACUUUGCUGAAGAAGCUGCUUCUAAAACUGACAGACAAGAUUACUUUGUGUUGCUGAUACUAACUGACGGAGAGAUUACUGACAUGAUUGACACAAAGAAGGCUAUCAUAAGAGCUUCUCGUCUUCCAAUGUCAAUCAUCAUUGUGGGAGUUGGGAGCUGCACUUUCUUAAAGAUGGUCGAAUUAGACUCUGAUGACAGUCUGUUGAGAGUUGGUUCCAGUGUUGCUGAGAGAGAUAUAGUCCAGUUUGUUCCAUAUAGGAAGUAUGCUCAGUCUUAUGAACUAGCACAAGUAGUAUUGGCAGAGAUACCAACUCAGUUUACUCAAUACAUGAACAAGAGAGGUCUGGCUCCAUUGAAGGGUGCCCAGUAAAAUUGAGGAGUUUGUUAAAAUUGAUCGGGUAUUAUAAUUAUUAUGCUGCUAUUAAAACAUAAUGAAGUUUUUUUAAUUAUUUAUAAUUCAUAAUAAUACUAUUUUUCCUGUUACUAUUAAUAAGUUCUGUUCUUGUGUUUUCUUAGUCAUUGUUGUGGAGUAUUGUACAAAAUUUAUACCUUUCUAAA